UGUAGGUUCGAUUUGGCAGAUUGGUAGUGAGUCUUUUUACUUACAUGGGAACAUUAAAGAUUGCAAUUCAAAACAUGUUUAUAAUAAAACAAAUCUGUCUUGAGGUGUUAUAUAUUUUUCUGUUUUUCUUCAGGGCCUAUCGGGUUGGUCUGUUUACUCGUGGCCAAGGCGAUGGGGGCCUCAAAGGUUGUCAUCACUGAUCUGUUCCCAGAACGUCUGACAGUGGCCAAAGAGCUGGGUGCGGACUUCCAGGUGACCGUGAAGAGAGGGGACGAACCCCGGAAGCUCGCCAAGCGUGUGGAGGACAUUCUCGGAGCUCCGCCUCAUAUCACUAUUGAAUGCAGUGGUGUGGAGAGCAGCAUCCAGACUGCCAUCUAUGCAACAGGUUCGGGAGGCGUGGUGGUGCUGGUGGGUCUCGGCUCAGAGAUGGUCACUAUUCCCCUGAUUGAUGCUGCUUUGAGAGAAGUGGACAUUAGAGGAGUUUUCCGCUACUGCAACACCUGGCCGAUGGCUAUAAAGAUGCUGGCAUCAGGUAAAGUGAACGUGAAGCCCCUCGUGACCCACCGCUUUCCUCUGGAGCAGGCAGCCCAGGCCUUUGAGACCACGCGUCAGGGUGUUGGGAUAAAGGUCAUUUUAAAGUGUGACCAGAACGACCAGAACCCCUGAUCUGACCCCAGUGCAGCGAAAACACAUGAGAGCGACUCAGCAUGACGGGCAGACAACUACAAACUGGACAUCGACCCAAAGAGAGAUAAUAGAGGUAGUUUAAAGAAACGUUAAUAACAGCACUGACUUUUGUUUUACCUACAGGUCAGACAUAGAAUCAGCUUUAAAUGGUACGAAUAAUAACCAACAUUUGAAUUUCUUUACAUCGCUGUAAAUUUUAAAUACUGGUACAAAAAAUAAAACUUUUUAAUGAAUGAGUCUUAAA
Molecule: messenger RNA, 931 nt
Organism: Paralichthys olivaceus (Japanese flounder)
Lineage: Eukaryota; Metazoa; Chordata; Actinopteri; Pleuronectiformes; Paralichthyidae
Source: RefSeq, a predicted model, not a curated record